Molecule: messenger RNA, 1060 nt
Organism: Chrysemys picta bellii (western painted turtle)
Lineage: Eukaryota; Metazoa; Chordata; Testudines; Emydidae
Source: RefSeq, a predicted model, not a curated record
CAUUCCAGGACGAUUUAAACCACAACCGUCUGGUGCCACUUGGAUCAAAGCCUUGGCUCAGGUCAAUCGUGAUCCUGUCUCUGCUGCCUGCACUGUGAGAUCUGGGGAUUUAGCUGAAGAAUUGGACCAGAACCGCCAUCCCUUCCCCAGCAGAGACCCAGACCUUCUGGCUGGUGCUGGGACAGAGAAUCCAGGAGGUUUCGAGGACUGUGACAGGUACCAGCCUUAGCCCGAGUCCCCAGAGCCAGGACCAUGGCGCACAGCCAGGGGCUUCCUGCUGACGCCCCAGAGACGAAUCCUGGAGCUGCCCAGGAGGGAUCAGAGUCGCAUAGAUCAGGGGAGUCGCCCCCUCGUCAGGGGGUCUCUGCUGGGAGCCCCGUUCCUGGGGAAACGGCGGAGCAGAGGGUCUCUGCCUCUGCAGGCCCCAGGGACCCAAGCCAGCAGACCUCAACGGCCACAUCCAUCACCAGCCACUCCUCCGCCCGCGGUGUGCAGCCUGCGGCCUCCAACCGCCUAUGUGCGCAGCCUCCAGAUCCACCCGGCGCCGGCGUGAAGAGAAAGCGCUCGGCACGUGUCAGAGAGGCCGAGGGGGAGGGAGAAGAAAAGACCCUUUUCUACAUGCAGGUCAGGGUCGUGAACGGCGUCUCGGUGGCCUGGGAGACGGGGGCCGGCUUUGGAGCCAUUAGGAAGCGCCCCCGCAUCUUUAAGGCCAAUUACAUCGGAGGAGAAAGUUUUGCUGGCUCGGACCGGAGCAGCUCCCACACCAGGUCUGAGCUGGGGGACGUGGACCCCGAGCUGGGGGACCUGAACCCUGAGGCAGAGAGCGACGCUGGGGGACCAGCGGAGGAGGCCCCACAGCAGCCGAUGGGAGCGCCCCCUGAGUGGCUCCUCACCCCCGAGCAGGGCCUGCGCUGCCUGGCCUGCUGCCGAGUCUUCCCCAGCCUGGAGGCCCUGACCCAGCAUGUGAAGCAGGGGCUGCGUGAAGGCUUCAGCUGCCGCGUCUACUACCGGGUGCUGGGGCAGCUCAGGGCGGGAGAGCCGCCCCGGAAGAGACUUCGAC